AGACGAGUAUUGGAACAAAUUCACAAGAUUAAAACAAUUAAGUGCAAUAUACGCAGGGAAGACAAUUCAAACUUCCGAAGUUAAAAAUUUUGAAAGAAAAUGUCGGGGGCUCAAGGAGCACAGCCAAAGGAAUCUCGAACACAAACAACGUACGAAUCAGUAACAAGAGAUGACAACAAGCCUCGAAUGGACAUUCAUUCUCGUGAAGAUGAAAAAGGGAUCCAAAUUGAUAAAGUUCAAGACAAGGUGGAUGAUGCCGCCGGCAAAGGUGGUCCGGUUUUCGGCGCCGGCAAAGAUGAGGACAAGAAACAGGAUUUGGGUGUUACCGGCACCGGGCAGUAAAACUAAUUACUAGUACUUUUUUUUUUUCCAAAACUCACUUUCAGCUUCUGUAUAAGUUAAGCUCUAUCUUUUAUCUAGUGUAAAUAUUAGGAGAGCUCUGUGCAUAUAUGGUUGCUAGCCCUUUUUUCAUCCUAAGAAUGUAGGCUGGCUUGUUCUGUACCUUAGUAGUUGUGGUUCUUUACGAAUAUACAUAUAUAUAUAUGGGGACACUUAAAGUUCGACA
Messenger RNA from Nicotiana tabacum (common tobacco), 565 nucleotides. The record is from RefSeq and is a predicted model, not a curated record. NCBI's taxonomy places the organism in Eukaryota, Viridiplantae, Streptophyta, Magnoliopsida, Solanales, Solanaceae.